This is a messenger RNA of Marmota monax (woodchuck), 860 nucleotides long. RefSeq names its product olfactory receptor 12D1-like. Gene Ontology annotation, biological process: G protein-coupled receptor signaling pathway. Gene Ontology annotation, molecular function: olfactory receptor activity. The transcript has 2 exons. The record is from RefSeq and is a predicted model, not a curated record. Gene Ontology annotation, cellular component: membrane. Lineage: Eukaryota; Metazoa; Chordata; Mammalia; Rodentia; Sciuridae. The coding region runs from base 330 to 860 and encodes 176 amino acids.
CCACCUCAUGCAGCUGACUUAGGAGAUGAAAAGGAAGUUGUUUUGGAAUGUAGAUGUUCAUAGCUAGAAAAGAUGGUAGACUGAAAACCUGCUCUAAAUCCCUAAGAGAAAGAAAAAUAUUAAUGACAAAUCCGAUUUUAAAAAUGACUGAUCCACAACACAUGUAGCCUAAACAUUUAAAUACUACACAAGAUCUGAGGCAGGGUUUCAUGCAAAACUACCACAAUCUCCCUCAAAUUUUUUUGUCUUAGCAAGAAAAUCAUCAGUUAGAAAGACUGAUCCUCAUUAGGAAUAAUGUUUCAAAAUUACUUCUUCUUUUCUUUUAAGUGAUGUUGAAUCAGACUUCAGUCAUUGAAUUUCUCCUCCUGGGAUUAACAGACAUACAAGACCAACAGCCUUUUCUUUUUGCUGUUUUCCUCACAAUCUACCUUGUGAAUGUGGCUGGGAAUGGAGCUAUCCUGAUGAUUGUCAUCUCUGAUCCUAGACUCCACUCACCUAUGCAUUUCUUCCUGGGAAACCUGUCAUGUCUAUAUAUCUGCUACUCCACAGUGACACUGCCAAAGAUGCUGGAGAACUUCCUCUCUACACACAAAGCAAUGUCUUUCAUGGGAUGCAUAAGCCAACUUCAUUUCUUCCACUUCCUGGGUAGCACAGAGGCCAUGUUGCUGGCAGUGAUGGCAUUUGACCACUUUGUAGCUAUCUGCAAACCACUUCAUUACACUGUCAUCAUGAAUCCGCAGCUCUGCACCCAGAUGGCUAUCACCAUUUGGGCCACUGGAUUUUUCUAUGCCCUGUGGCACUCCAUAAUGACAUCUCACUUGAAAUUCUGUGGUCCCAACCACAUCCAUCAUUUUUUUUAA